AUGGCAUUUUUUCGCUACUUUUUGCGCGGAACAUUUUAUUUUAUAGCUUUACCGACAUUGAGUUUUACUGCUUUACGAUUUGCCAAGGCCGAAAACCCUGAAUUCAAAAACAGGGCUGAAAAAAUACCUCGAAUUGCGGUUGUAGGCAGUGGAAUCGGUGGUUCUGCCACAGCGCAUUUCUUGCGAGACAUUCUGGGCGAAAAUGCUCAAAUUUCUGUCUUUGAGAAGGCAGAUCGCGUUGGAGGCAGGCUGGCCACCCUGGAUUUCGCUGGCGAUACGUUUGAAUCAGGGGGCAGCAUCAUUCAUCCGAGGAAUUUGUAUAUGAAGAAAUUUGUGGAGAUUUUAGGUAGGAAUUUUAUUGUAUUUUCUGUUUUAAUACUAGUUGUACACUAAUUGACCUUUGACAUCCAAGUUGACCUUCAUGUGACCUUGCACCACAGAAUAGCAACCUUACAGAAGGCCAACUCAGCAAAAAACAUAAUCACUGCCAUGCCACGAAUCAUAAUGAUUCGUCAUCAAAAUGCACUUGCCAAUAGACCUUUAUAAAAAGUCUGCCUUGUGACAUAGUUUGUGGAUAAAUUCAAUCAUUUGGCCAAUCAGGCAUUUCUUAACCAAAUGGCUGUGCGUGGUUUUCCUUUAUCCGCAAACUACGUCGCAAGGCAGACUUUUUAAAAAGGUCUAUUGCCAUGUUCCUAGUCAGUGCACUUACAAGACACAUUCACCCUCCUGAAAGUGUUCAAGAUGGUGCAUGUUCAGGGGGGUAAAUGCCUCUUGUAAGUGCACUGACUGGGAUCAUUUCGAUGAUGAAUCAUUGUGAAUCAUGGUGUGGUGGCAGUUGGCUUUCGGUAUGGUCACCAACGUUGAAAUUGCAUUUUCAAUCCUUUAUCAAUGUCUGGUAGAUUAUUUCCGACGUUGAUUCAACCUUGAAUAAACGUUGUUUUUCCCGCUGGGAUGUGACCUGGGUACCGAUACAAGGUUAAUUAAUAUGUACAACCCUCACAGAGUUGAAUCAAUUUAGGUAUGGAAACAAACAGUGCCUCUGGCGGCAUAUUCUCACUUUACGAUGGGAACAACAUCAUUUUUUCAACGAGCUCCUGGUCAUGGCUAACUUCGUUGAAACUCUUCUGGCGGUAUGGUUUUAGUUUGGUAAAGAUGGAACAGGCCACAAAGAAUCUUCUCAACAAAUUUGAAAAUAUUUACAAGCUCCAGGACAAUGGUGAAAUAUUUCAGUCCGUCCCAGAGUUGUUGCAAGCCAUGUGUAAAAGCGAGGAGUUUUACAGGUUGACGCAGAUUACUGCUCGGGAAUAUUUAUCAGAACAAGGUCUCUCUGAGCUACUUAUUGAUGAGCUCGUUACAGCUAUAACGAGGAUUAAUUAUGGCCAAAGUACCAACGUUAAUGCAUUUACAGGUAG
Molecule: messenger RNA, 1412 nt
Organism: Paramuricea clavata
Lineage: Eukaryota; Metazoa; Cnidaria; Anthozoa; Malacalcyonacea; Plexauridae
Source: the annotation of a GenBank genome assembly